UCUAUUAAAAGUUUUAAGUUAAUUUUUAUUUCCAAUAUACCUACAUACAAAAUAAUAACGUUGUAAAGAAAUUAAAUUGCUUUUCAUAAAGAUAUUUCCGAUUUAAUACAUAUAAUGAAAAAAAACUCUUGGAUGAACGAUGUUUUACUAGAGUAAAACAAUAAACAACAAUAAAAGAUAAUGGAUGCUAACAAAAAUUAUGCUUAAUGUAAGCUAAAAACAAAAAAAAAAACUAAAUUUUCAGUUUGUAUCAUUGCAAUUUUUUUCAUGACCUAGUUUCUUCAUCAACUAUAAAAAAUAUUCAUAAUUUUAUUUUGGUGUUAACGGAAAAAGAAACAAGAUGUGGUUUUCACCAAAAAAGAUUGUUUAAGGUAAAACACGAGUGCACAGUGUAACGCUUUUUGUGUGAACGAUUUUAAACUGUAUGGACUUAUUUAUUACUAAUUAGAUUUAUUAACAAUUUUAACAAUAUCCAUACACUGUAACAUGACAGAUACGAUUAACAUUACCAAGGAAAAUUGAAAUGAAUGAUACAGUUUUGCUAAAAAUAUAAAAAAUUAGCAAAUAGUAAAAAAAAACAUUAACAAAACCUCAUUAGAUACAGGUCAGUAAACACUGAAACAAAGAAGAGCAAUAGUACUUUCCGUCUGUCUGUCCCUUUAUACGAAAAUUAAACAGAAUUUUAUUUUUAUAUCAAUGAACUCGUAUCUCAACUACGCAGGCGUGUGGGUGUGAGACUGAAUUAAAAACAAAACAAAUAAAUUUUAAUUCAAUGCUGUUUUUUUUUUGAUUAUGAUGAUGAUGAUGGUAUAAAAUUAUGCAGAAAACCUUAUGCAAUAUGUUGUUACAACCAUUUUAGGGAAAAACUAACAAAACAUUAACAAUUUUUGCAAAAAAAUAGACAAAAAAUAUUUGCCUAUUUUUCAUUAAUUUUUUUAUAUUUGAACUGAAUUUGCGUGUUAGCAAAAGUUAAUAAGUUUAGGUGUAAAUUAUUAACAUACUUUAGUAUAGUGCUGAAAAUUAAACUAAACAUACGAAAACGAUAAAACGCUUAAAAAAAUUAACGAUUUUGUUGUCCUUUUUAUGGACCAGUGAUGAAAUAGUAAAAAAAAAACGAAUAUAAAUAUUACUUAAUAAGAAUUAUAAACCAACCAUGCAUUGGUUAUGUGGUUUAAUAGUGACCGUAAGCUGUUUGCUAACUUUGGGUCAAACACAAAGCUAUAGAUAUCCAGCUCAAAGAAGGGCUGGUUACAGUUAUACACAACCAUCGUCAUCGUAUUAUAAUCAACCUAAGAACUAUUAUCAAUCAUCGGCAAAUAGCAGAUAUACUCCAGCCAAAAGUUCUUCUUCAUACUACAAUAGUGUAACAAAUCCCUCCUAUACUAAUUCAUAUACAAAACAGUCAACGGCUCUAAGGAAUUCAUAUCCCUAUAGCAGUUCAUCAGCUGCAUAUACAACAAAAGCAACAACACGACAACCUUAUAGUCAGUCAUCGGGAUUAACAAAUUUUAUAAAUCGCAACUAUGAAGCAACACCCUCAAAAAACAGCUAUUAUAGAAAUUCUGCCAAUAGCUACUCUAAAGGAUCUUAUAAUUCCUUGUCGGAUAGCUCAAAUACAAAACAAUAUUUAAGCAAUUCAUAUAAUUCAGAUAAUUAUAAAAAGGAUAGUUCCAGCAGCGACAGUGACAUAGCGAAUACUAAAGGCAAGAAUCGUGUUAGUAAAGCUGAUGCAGAAAAUGCCAAAUUUGCUGGUGCUGAAAAUCAGGAGAAUGAAGAAGACGCCCGUACUGCCCACUUGAAACGUAGAAAAUUCCAUCGUCGUUUUGGUGGAGUCCUGGGAAAUCCCUGUUCACCUUUUGGUCGUGAUGCUGGCAAUGGUGUAACACCGCCUCCUAAAGAGCAAGGACGUAUACUGUGGGAUGUUAAUGUUUACAAUGUUUUCCCACAAACUUCAGUUGGUUUAGGUUGUGGUGGUUAUGGAGGUUUCGGUGGAGGUCUGGGUGGUGGUUUAGGUGCUGGUUUGGGAGGUGGUUUGUUAUCGGAUCCCAUAGCUCCCGCCUAUUAUCCGCCUGGUGCGGGAAUAGCAAAUUUUUUGGGUUUAUUUGCUCCUGGUAUAUUACAGAAUACUUUGGCUGUUACAGCUCGACCGCCUCAGUAUGCUGACUAUGCACAGUCGUCGAAUGUAAACAAUAAUGAUUUACAAAAUGAUCCAGAAGUAGAUCCAAAUUAUAGACCAGGAGGGGGCGGAGGUGGUGCAUUACCAGUAAGAAGACCUAAUCGUGUUUUCUACGAUUCGGUUGGAGCGCCUCCUAUAACUCCCGGACAAUUAGUGGGUGGUAUCGCUACGACAGUCAACGGUAUUAUACAACAGUUAACCGGUAACGUACAGCCAGUUUAUGGAUAAUUUUAGAAAUCGUUUGAUUCAUGUUGCCGUUUAAUAUUACUAUUAUUUUAUAAGUUGUUUUUUAUACUUUUUUUAAUUGUUAUUUAAUAAUUUGAUUUUAAGAAUUUUUUAUACAAGAAAAAAAAAAUAAAAAUAUACGAGCGAAAUCAAAAAUUGUUUCAAUAAUG
Molecule: messenger RNA, 2571 nt
Organism: Lucilia cuprina (Australian sheep blowfly)
Lineage: Eukaryota; Metazoa; Arthropoda; Insecta; Diptera; Calliphoridae
Exons: 2
Coding region: 1154-2404 (416 amino acids)
Source: RefSeq, a predicted model, not a curated record